Exophiala oligosperma is the source of this 1431-nucleotide messenger RNA. RefSeq lists its product as uncharacterized. NCBI's taxonomy places the organism in Eukaryota, Fungi, Ascomycota, Eurotiomycetes, Chaetothyriales, Herpotrichiellaceae. Bases 1 to 1431 code for a protein of 476 amino acids. The transcript has 2 exons. The record is from RefSeq and is a predicted model, not a curated record.
AUGCUGGACGAGAAUCUCCCAACCUUUGUCCUAAAGCCAUCAAAUGAUAAACCAAAGCAAAACUCGACAUUUCUGUUCUCGCAGCAUGGCGCCGAAUUCGAGCCCGCUUACACCCUGCGGCAUCUCGACCCAGAGCAGCAUGCCUCUAGGAAUCGAUACGCCGUCGCCCUCUAUGAUGCCUUCAUUCCUGAUGUUCUCUACGCAGAAGUCCUUCUAAUCCCAGAAUGGACACACCCAGUUAUCUCGGAACAAGCAAGACUUAACGGCGCGAUCCCACCUCCUCCGGAACCCGUCCUGCCCAGCGAAUUCUCGAUCCAAUUAUACAAUCCAGACCAGCAGAUCACAGUCAGGCAUAAGCCUGCCAGUUGGAAUACAGCAGCAUCUUGGGCGUUCGAAAUGCCACAACAAACAUUCCGAGAGCCCUCGGCUUCGGCGUUGGAUCGAGGACAACACGACCCUGCUGCGUCCGAGGUCACACCUAAGAUUGGUUUAAAGUGGAAGAAGGACAGUAAAUUUUCUAAAGACCUGGCAUGCUUCUUGUCUGGGAAAAGCACAGAUAUCGUGGGAAGCAAGGCAAAGAGCAAGGAGCCGGACAUUACUGUAUCAAUCUUCAAAGGCCUGAAGGAGUUGACGUUAUAUGAGCCCAAUUUGCAGAGGGUCGAUAUAGAGGACCUCAAAGGCUUUGAAGUUGUUCUUUUACUGGGAGCCGUGGUCAUUCGAGAUGUAUAUUUCGGGUCGUUGAAAGAAACAUUCAAUAUAUCUACAGCAGGAAGAAAGUCCAAUCCGACCAGCCCCAGUGCUGUCGACGCCGCCUUGGUUCCUGAUCCUCGUCCUCAAACAGCCUCGCCAACCAGUACCACUGGUCCUGUUCGCGACCCACGAGUGCCUCCUACAGAUCCGAGAAGCCAGUGGGAGCUGGACGCCGAAACCGCUCGACUGCAACGACAAUUUGCAGAGGAAGAGCGGGCGAGGCGACGGCAGGAAGAGGAAGCCGAACGGAAAACGAGAAUUCUGCUUGAGAACGAAGAGAGGGAGAUACGUAGACGCCAGCAGGCUGAAGUUGAUCUGGAGACGGAGCGUCUGAAGCAGCUAUAUGGCCAAGAGGACGCCAACGCACGCCCAAACCUGCCCCCUCGAGACUCACGACAGCAGAGGCAUCACUCUGAAUCUGUGCAAUCGGCGUAUCAACAAUCCCAGCAAGGCCUCCGACCAGCCGCGCCGUACACCAAUGCAUGGGGUGGCUACACUUCAGGCGGAAGCUCUAGUAGUACUGGUCCUUACAUGUCUGGCGCCGCUGCUCAGUCGAGUUUCCUCACGCCUGUGCCGUCGCAGCCUCAAAAUCUCAAGCAGAAGUCGAGCAUUUUCAAUUUUCGACGUCGCAGUGACCCUGACCCGAAUAAGCUACAGAGAAAGAGAAGUGCCGUAUUUUGA